GAUCAGGAGGAGAAGCGCGCUUGGGAACUUCAAGCUCGUUCAGGAUCGAGGCAGUCAUUGUUUCAUAGAAGCCGUGAUGGCGCUCCUCAAUGGCUUCAGCGAAGUGUGUCAUCGUGGUGUAAUUGUCAUUGUUGGCAUGUUGAGGCUUCUUUAUUAAGUGCUUACUGGUUUCACGCAAAAUGCGAUCAAGCAGAAGAACGGGAGAUGUUUGGAACGAAGCGGAGGUUUAGAAGGGCGUUUCUAUAGUGGACUUCUCAGACUCUGAGAACUUCAUCUCCCUUGGCUAUUCCCUGCCAUUUGAUGUACCAUCUCCUGGCGGAUUCUUGUCAUGACCAUGGCUCCUACGGUAUGCCCGUCUCUUCAUGUGCUGGAAGGUCAUUGCGAAUAUUGUGGUGAACUGUGUGACAGUACGCAGGGUGAACUCAAUGCUCUUGUUUGCACAUUUGAAGGGUGCCCAUCACCAACAAUCUACCACCAGCACUGCAUUGAAGCGUAUUUUAAAACCAUACGGCUUGACAAAAAGCAGCGCAAAAAUAGAUUUCAAUGCCCAAGAGGGCGUGGCAAAGGCUCCAAAACUGACAAACCUUGUCUUGGUCGAGUGACUAAAUCACAUUCAUUUCAUUCUCGCAUUGAUAGUAGUAAGAAGUGGAGGAAUUGCAAACUUCCUGAAAUAUCUCCUCCAACGAUUACUCCGACCACUCUUACUAAGAAGGAGAAAGAGGAUAACCCUCAACCAUUGAGCGCAUCGAAGUCUGUCAAAAUAGAGGAGAAUGAUGAAUUUGAUACUACACCAAAGCUUCUAAUCUUGAAUCGAGCAUCAGCGUUUCCUUCAUUAAGUGGGAAUAAUGGAAACACUUCUGAAAGCAUUAGUGUGAGUGGCAGUUCUAGUAACACGUCUAGUGGGGUUAAAGUAUUGUCAAGAGAAUCAACUUUAGCAGCCAUUGCGGCAGCUAGGUCUGAGAUAGCUGCUAAUAAAAGGGGUCCGAGUGUGAAGAAUAAUACCGAGACUUAUGCGAGUGGACGAUUAGAUCAUAGUAUCACAUCUCUUAACAAUCGUUUAGCUCAGAAUUCAAAAAGUGAUGAUGAUAGUUCACGACAAUUUAUGAACUCAAAAGAUUUCAGAAAAGUUCUUUCAGUUGGCAGGGGAGAAGUGGAGAAGACCCUUGUUACUAAUGCAUGGGCACGUGGACGUUGCAACGAGCUCCUGAAUGGAUUCAAGCAAAAUGUCUCAAAGAUACCUCCGCUAUUAGACUCACUCAAUUCAUCACAAGACGUGAAUGUGUCAACAUCUUCUACCUCAGUUGCACGGCCUCCAGUCAGACAACCAACAGUUACUGAACGUCUAGGACUUGGUGAAGGAGAGGAUGAUGAUUUGGAAGCUCGUCGACUAAAGGCACGCACAAAAAAUGAAAAGAAGCACUUGCAACGUGCAGCUAGGGCACGAGAGAAACGAGAAGCAGAGGAGGCUACCUUAGUUGUCAGCACUGCGAUACACAGUACAUGUCAAUCUAAGCAACAUGGUUCCGAGGCUAACUUUAAGCCAUGGAAUGAAAGCCUCACAAGUGUUAUUCGUCACAACAAGUUUCACUCUCUUGUCAAACAACUACAAGAGUAUGGAUUUGCUGACUGGCAAUCCAAUUUGGCUGUACGCAUAUGUGGUAAUGAUGUGGAGCAAUGCUUAGACUGGCUUCUUCGGAAUAGCUCCUCCAUGCAAGCAGAUAUGCGUGCUAAGCGGGAAGAGAUAAUGGACAUAACUCUGGAGUUGAAUGUAUUGAAAGGGGUUCUUAUUUCUGAAGGUUUUUCACAGGAGCAAGUAGAAGUGGCGGUUAUAAGUACUGAUGGUGACAUUAAUGAAGCUGUGAAAGUGUUAAGAUCUUCACGUUCAUAUUUGAACUCACCACAAGAAUCAAGCCAGGUUGUUGAUUCGGUUGCAGUGACUGCCACCGUAUCUUUUUGUAAUUCAAAGUCAAAAAUGAAUAUGAAUGUGGUCUUGGAUUCCUAUCAUGUUGUGGUUUCCCCGCGCCGUUCGUUUGGUCAACCAAUUCCCCAAAGCUCUAGUGACCUGGCUGCUGGAUGGGACGGAGUGCUGAAUGACACCACAGAUGACCGAAAGCUUUCACCACUGUCCGGCACUAUCAAUGGUGCUGAUCCUCAGCAAAAUCUUGGUCUAUUUUCUGAAGAAUUUAUUUCAGACGUUGCAAGGUGCAAUUCAAAACUGGGUCUAGAUAAUUUUCAACCCCCAAGGGAUACCAUACCAAACAAUGGAUCAUCAAGUGUGGAGACUCGGGAUCAAUCACAGGUGCUUCGUGCCACAUCCGUAUCUCAAAGAAAUGCUGGAUAUUUUGAAGCAUUAUCUGGGGGACUACAAAGUCAUCUACAUAACAGCUUUGAAUUGACAACGUCGACGGUUACCAGUGUUGCAGCAGCGGUUUUGAGUGACACGUUUGGUUUUGACGAGCAGAUGAUUUCACGUAUGAUGGAUCUUAUAACUGUCAAUGAAGCGCCGUUAAACUCGACCGUUAAUACUGCUGCCCUAUCGCUCAAUGGUAUAUGGAGCUCUCCUUCCUCUAUAUUCACUAGUUUUGCUGCCAACAAAGAGGUAACAAAUAAUUCCUUUCCAGAAUCCCUUUCUUACAUGCCAUCCAAUAAAACGCUUGAUGGACGACCUUUUAUUAAUUCUCCUCUAGGAGCAUUUGGAGAGAGACCCACUGAAGUGAAUUCUGAUUUAAAAAGAACUCCUUUGAAAAAUGGUUAUAGUCACGCAGGUCCACUGGAUACAUUCUUAUGGGAACAACAGUCCAUGAAAUUAAAUGAUGAGGCAGAGCAGGAUCUUCUGAUGUCGGAGCUCUUGUCACAAUUACUUGUUUGACUUUCUCGUGGUAAAGAAAGAGAAUUCAAUCGUUGCAGUGUCA
Molecule: messenger RNA, 2912 nt
Organism: Physcomitrium patens
Lineage: Eukaryota; Viridiplantae; Streptophyta; Bryopsida; Funariales; Funariaceae
Molecular function (GO): protein binding
Source: RefSeq, a predicted model, not a curated record